CGCUGCCUACAGGUGACCGUGCGAGGCCUUCGCGCCUGGGUCGGCCGGGCUCGGAGCCAGCCAUGCUGUUCUGGCACACGCAGCCCGAGCACUACAACCAGCACAGCUCCGGCAGCUACCUGCGUGAUGUGCUCGCUCUGCCCAUCUUCAAGCAGGAGGAGCCCCAGCUGUCCCCUGAGAAUGAGGCCCGCCUGCCGCCCCUGCAGUACGUGCUGUGUGCCGCCACGUCCCCUGCCGUGAAGCUGCACGAGGAGACCCUGACCUACCUCAACCAAGGUCAAUCUUAUGAAAUCCGACUGCUGGAGAACAGGAAGCUGGGAGACUUUCAAGAUCUGAACACAAAAUAUGUGAAGAGCACCAUCCGCGUGGUCUUCCACGACCGCCGGCUGCAGUACACGGAGCACCAGCAGCUGGAAGGCUGGCGGUGGAGCCGGCCGGGGGACCGGAUCCUGGACAUCGAUAUUCCACUGUCUGUUGGUAUCUUGGACCCCAGGGCCAGCCCGACCCAGCUGAACGCAGUCGAGUUUUUGUGGGACCCUUCCAAGAGAGCCUCUGCGUUCAUUCAGGUGCACUGCAUCAGCACGGAGUUCACCCCGCGGAAGCACGGGGGUGAGAAGGGGGUGCCUUUCCGUGUGCAGAUCGACACCUUUAAGCAGAACGAGAAUGGGGAGUACACGGAGCACCUGCACUCGGCCAGCUGCCAGAUCAAGGUGUUCAAGCCCAAGGGCGCCGACCGGAAACAGAAGACCGACCGGGAGAAGAUGGAGAAACGAACGGCCCAGGAGAAGGAGAAGUACCAGCCGUCCUACGAGACCACCAUCCUCGCGGAGUGCUCCCCGUGGCCCGACGUGGCCUACCAGGUGACCAGCGCCUCCCCGCCAAGCUACAGCGGCUCUCCAAGCAGCUUCGGCCUUGGCGAAGGCAACAGCUCUCCGACUCACCCUGUGGAGGCCCCGCCCGUGGGCAGUGACCACCUGCUUCCCUCGGCCUCCACGCAGGACGCCCAGCAGUGGCUCCACCGCAACAGGUUCUCCCAGUUCUGCCGGCUCUUUGCCAGCUUCUCGGGUGCCGACCUGCUGAAGAUGUCUCGCGAGGAUUUGGUGCAGAUCUGUGGCCCUGCGGACGGAAUCCGGCUUUUCAAUGCCAUCAAAGGCAGGAGCGUGAGGCCGAAGAUGACCCUUUACGUCUGCCAGGAGCUGGAGCAGAGCCGGGCGUCCCUGCAGCAGAAGCGGGACGGCAGUGGGGACCCCAGUCUGUGUGUGUACCACGCCAUCUUCCUGGAGGAGCUGACCGCCUUGGAGCUGGUUGAGAAGAUUGCCAACCUGUACAGUAUCUCCCCGCAGCACAUCCACCGAGUCUACCGGCAGGGACCCACCGGCAUCCACGUGGUGGUCAGCAACGAGAUGGUGCAGAACUUCCAAGAUGAAUCCUGUUUCAUCCUCAGUACCUUGAAAGCCGAGAGCAAUGACGGCUACCACGUCAUCCUGAAAUGUGGCCUUUGAGUCGAAGCAGCGCGAGCCGCCUCCACUCCCAGCCCCAAGGACCCCCGGACCCCCGAUGUAGACGCCGCAGCCCUGAGCCGCGCCGGAGGGACCGCUCCCAGCCUGUGCCCGCGAGGCCGAGUCUCUCUCCCUCCCUCCUCGCUCCGGCUUUGGGGCAGCUCCUCGUUCUUCCCGCCCCACCAUACUGAAGAGCAGACAGUGGGGGCAGCUUCUCUGAUCCCCUCACUCCCUUGGCGGGAGGCUAGUUAGUCCACUGGGCAUCCGGUUCCUCCUGUGUCCUCCUUCCGGCCGCUCUCCUGCCUCCAGCCGCCGCCGUCCCCUCCGGUAACCAGCCCGUGACCAGGACAGCUGGGACAGGGUGCUUUGAGUCUGUCUCAGUGACCCUGGUGCUGUCCAUCUGUCCUGCUCCCGGGUGGGUGGGUAGGAGGUGGGUUAAUUCUGUGCCUGCUUCUUCCACCUCUGAAGACCCCGAGGUGGGCCCACAUCUCUGCACGGGGUGGGGGACACACCCCAGGGCCACACAGAGCUAGUUCUAAGGCCCUUGGCGGUCGGAGUGGGUGCGUAGAAAGACGAUUCUUAGGCACAGUCUCGUGAGUAUAAGAGGGAGAAGAACCAAAGGCUUGCUCCUGAGCACCGUGGGUAGAAUUUUAUUUCCUAAGCAGUCACGGGUAAGGAGGGCUGGGAGCUGAGCCUUCGCUGUGUGAUCAGGUGACCUUGCCUUGUCCGAUUCCAGGCCCUCUUGGAUGGACUCACCAAGUCCCAUUUAGAGAGGACCUUGGUGGACCACCGCCUGACUUGCCAGGCUUCCUGGGGAUGCUGUAUUUUCUGCCUCUGUAGAGGGUGUGUUCGGAGCAUUUGGCCUGCGUUGGCAUCACCUUUCUUAGUGGCCUGACCUUGGGGAAUAUCAGUGACUGGCAGGCUAGGAGUUAGUCUUUGCCUUGUCUUUCUUUCCUGGGACCCAGGGCUUCAGCUCUUUGCUAACUUAGGGUUUAUCUUCCAAAGCAUGGUGAGCACUGUGGCCAGCGGAGCAGGGUCUUACAGCUUUUCCAUGGGAGCUUGUGUGGAAUGUGGAGGUGGUCAGAACUGGGUAGACCUUGCCUUUACAAAGGGAGGAACUGAAGGCCAGAGGGGCAGAGCCACCUGCCUGACAUCACAUAGUGAUGAAGUAAUGACAUGCGUCUGACAUGCAACGCGGGGCAUUUCUGGGAGUGAAAUGGGCCCUGGUCACAACUGUGUUGGGUGUGGUGCCUGCAGAGUAAGGACAGCUCCCUGAUUCCUUUUCCUUCCGGGGCAGGGGGGAGGGUAGUGUAUAAUGGGUUUAUUGAGUUGUAACUCACAUACCGUACAGUUUACCAUGUAGAGCGUACAAGCCUACAGUUUUUAGUAAAUUCACAGAAUCACCACAAUCAGCUUUAGAACGUUUUCAUCACCCACACCUAAAGAAACCCUGUGCCCUUACCAAGGCUCUCCGACUUUCCUUCCAAUUGCUCUCCACCUGGGCACCCAUGGCCCUUCUCUCUCUUUAGAGCUGACUGUUCUGGACGUUUCUUGCGUGUGGGACCAGACAGUACGUGGUCUUUUGUGACUGGCUUUUUCCCACUUAGCAUGUGUUUUCUAGGGCCAUCCACGCUGAGAGCGUAUCAGUACUGCAAUCUUUUUUAUAGCUGAGUAAUAUUUCAUUCUUUGAAUAGACCACAUUGUUUAUCCAUCCAUCACUGGUGGAUGUUUGAGUUGUUUCUACUUUGGGGCCAUUAUGAAUAAGGCUGCUAUGAAUAUGUUUGUACCAGCGUUGGUGUACACGUAUGUUUCCAUUUCUUUUAGGAAAAUACGUAGGAGUGGAGUUGCUGGGUCAUAGAGUCACUCUAUGUCUAACUUUUUGAGGACCUGCCAGACAGAACAGUCUAAAGCAGCUGCAUCACUGUGCACCCCCAUCCGUGUAUGAGGGUUGCAGUUUCUCCACAUCCUCGCCAGCACUUGCUGUUGUCUGUCCCCUUGAUUGCAGCCAUCCCAGUGGGCGUGAAGUGGCACCUCACUGUGGUUUGGAUCUGCACCUCCCUGAUGGCUGGUGACGCUGAGCAUCCCUCUUCAUGUGUCACUGGCCAUUGGUAUGUCUUCUUUGGAGUGAUGUCCAUUCGUGUCCUGUGCCCGUUCUUAGUUUGUCUUUUUAUUACUGAGUUGUCUGAGUUCCUUGUAUAAUCCAGAUGUAGGUCCCUUAUGAGAUGUGUGGUUUGUCAAAACGUUCCCCACUUCUGUGGGUUCUCUUCACUUUCUUCUGAUGUCCUUUGAGGCACAAAGGUUUUAAUUUUGAUGAUGUCUUUAAGCUCCCUAUUUUUAUUUGUUGUACUUUGGGUGUCAUAUCUAAGAAACCAUUGUCUAACCCAACAUCAAGAUUUCUGCUUAUGUUUUCUUCCAGGAGUUCUUACAGCUUUAGUUCUCCAGCAGUCUUUGAUUAAUUUUGAGUUCGUUUUUCUAUAUGGUGUGAGGUUGCGGUCUGACUUCGUUCUUUCACGUAGAGAUGUCCAGAUGUUCCACACCACUUGCUGAAAAGGCUGUUGGAAUCCCCGUGGAAUUGCCUGCGCACAUUUGCUAGGGACCCCGAUUCUUACUGGGUCUUUUUUUCCAUGACACAGGGCUGUCAUUAAGAAGCUUGUGCCCCCCUCCCUCCUGCCUUUUUUUUUAAGCUCAGCCAAGUUUGGGUCCACCAUUUUUACAGCUGGCUUUGUGUUCUCUUCCUGCUGUCUCCCCGUUCCUGUCACUGCAUGCCUGGGCAGUGUCCCUCUCUGAUGCUCUGCAGUCUUUCUUGGUGCGUGGUCUAGCUCCACGCACUAGUCCUGGGGCCCGAGGAGAAGGGCAAGACCAGUCGUUUCCUUUCUUGAGAAAACUGAGCCACAGAGAAGUGGACGAACUUUCCCAAGGUCCAGCCUUUCAAGGUGCCUGUCCUUCACGAGACCUCAGAGAUGCCAUUACCCAGGCCAGGUGAUGACAGGCUAAAAUUUCAAUUCUAAAAUAGUGGUCAGCUAAUGUUUUUAUUUCUUCAUUCCAAAUCUCAUUCUCAUAAAGGUCUGUUACCUUAAGUUUGCUGUCAGUAGGGUUUUCCGUUCUCAGGAAUGCCCUCUGCGUCUGCUGCUUACUGUCUCCUGAUGGUUGUAGUUCAAUCUUGUUGCUUACAAGGAAGUGGGAAAUAGUAAAUACCGAAAAAGAAUACGCAUGGUAAUUUGGUACCAAAAUGCUUUAGCUGCCUAAUUCAACAGUUUGUACCUGCCACUGGGGUCAGAGGAGCUGGCUGCAGGUUUUUGUUUCAGCUUUUUCAUCUUAUUAAAGUACAGAGCCGCUCCUGUCCACUGCUUCCUGAGUCCAGAGUCUGGGUCUGCUGGACCAGGCGCCCCUCCUGGAGCCGCCCUCUCCACCCCCAUCUUUCUCGGCACAGCUUCUCCCUGACAGCAGCAGUUUUUAGAAGGACCCCCCCCCCCCGCCCCGCCCCGCGCACCCUGCCCUGGGAGGGGACAUGCUGUGUGCUCAGGCUGCUGUCAGGAACCAGCAGCCGAGGCUGGGUUCCUCACCCAGGGCCCUCACAUUGCUUUGCUGGGCAGGUGUCUGUUUGCAAGGUUGUGAUAAACCUGGUUACCGCAUUGCACCUUGACAGUAAAGACAGAGGCUUUUGAAUUGGGGGUGGGGGCCAGUAGAAUCUGCUGGGGGAAGGGAUGCUGUGCCUUUGGAAAGAGCAGGAGGGCGUGGGGUUUGAAGUCUGGGUGUGGGGUCCUAAACUAGGUCAGAUGUUGCCCUGGUGACCUCCUGCCGGGGCCUCUUGGAAGAGCUGUUGACCUAGAGGGGGCUUUCCUGGGAGCAGUUUGGAGCUGGAAGGGCAGUGUGUCCCAAGUUUCCAAGUCCAGAGUGGCUUCGGGGGCUGGCCUGAGUAGCUCAGGUUCUGAAAAUCAUUAACGAGUUGAUGGGAAAAAUGGAAAAGCCCUUUGCUGUCGUCAGUGGAGUGGAGGGAGGCAGCCUGCAGGCUGGCAGAGAAGAUGGAAAGGUGGGGUUGGGGUGGGGCGAGUUGGAAAGGACAGGGGACCAAGAGGCGGGGGUCCCGGGACCCCAGACCCUCACUUGUCAUGUGUCUCUGGGCUUCUCUCUCUCAAGUCAGGGGCUGGGAGACGGGGGUUGCGCUGACUCAGCCACUUGCGGAGCAUGAGGGCCACCGGGCUUUCUCGUUUUCCCUCCGUCAGCCCCACAGCCGGCAGGGCGUCGCGUGUGCUUCCCGGAGGUGCGCAGCACCACUGGCACUCCCGCAGGGAUACGCGCUCUUGGACAGCUGUCUCAGUCAUGUCUGCAAGAAUCCAGUCCAGCUCACAACUGGGCUGACUUCAACCCCUCUGCAUACCAUCCUCCAGCUGUUCCCUGGAGCCUGAGCUGGAUUCAGCGUUGGCCGGCUCUGUGCCCACGUCGUGGACACGUGUGUGUGUGCACGUGUGUGCGCACAUGGACCCCUUUCCCCGCCCCGUGCCUGGCAUCUGGCGUCAGCGCCACCCUGAGUGUCCUCAGCGUAGCUCGAUGGGGUGAUCACUGCUGUGCUGCUCUGGGUUCAGACUAUGUGGGUGAAGCUGGUCGGGCACAGCCGCCCUGACUGGUGGGAAACGUGCACCCUGAGUCCAGCUCUUCUCGGAGGGGAGAAGUGCUGGCAGUUGACCUCUGACCACCAGGACCCCCACAGCAAGGCCCGUGGACUCGGCCUUCCACCCAACCGCCCCACUUAACACUGUCCCCUGGGGUUACAUCCUCUGCACCUGACAUCAGCAAUCAGGCUGGCCAGGAGGAAUGUUCGUACACCCUCUCUGAUCGCCUCCAGCCCCCCCCCACUCCCCGCCCCGUAUCCUGGGGACCGGGAAGUGGGGGUCUUCGGGUGGCCCUGGCCUAGAGAUGUGGAGGUUGCAGCGAAGCCCUGGGUGUGGCCUGUGGGCAGUGAGGUGCUGACCAGGCCACUCCGGGCCUCCUUCCUGGGGCCCACCCAGAGGCUUUCUGCGAAGGUUGCUGGGCUCUCUGCAAAGCUCCUCCUGGGCUUUCUUCCCUCCGCCUCUGUUCCUUGGGGGACAGCUGACAGUUCUGAGUAGUGGCUCCCUUGCCAGUGGCCCCUGUCUGGAUCCGCUGUCCCCCUGACCCUUUUUACCAUGUAGGGGACUUCUAGCUGCCAGGUCCCCAAGAAGUAGCUCUGAGAGGUGGAUUUGCUGCUUGGCGUGGGGCAGCCGAUGGGGUUGGGUGGGGAGGGGUGGUCACUGCUUCGUCGUGGGCUGAGCAGCCCUGCCAUCCCGGCAGCCAAACUGGACCCCUUCAGAGGGGCAGCGUCCUGCCCUCACCCCGAGGAGCCUGGGGGUGGGCCGCAGGGAGCAGGGAAGACUUUUACUGUGAGAAGUUUUCAGUCCUUCCUCAAGGACAGAACCACAUUAGCAACCCCGUUCCCGGCACCUAAUCUCCACGGUGAUUAAUGUCCACUGCGGCAAACUGCGGGGUCCUGUGGUCUGUCUGGUGACAAGGGAGCCCUGUCUUUGAACCCAAUGAAGUGAAACGUCACCCUUCCCCCAAUUCCAGUCUUUGUCAGCACCCCCGUGUCACCAGAAGCGCACCCCGCCAUUACAUUCUGAACGUCAUCAUCAGAACGCUGCUGUCGUCCGUGUCCUCUUAGGCUGACAUAAUAUUGAUCUGCCUCCUCUUGGCCCUUGAAGCCAGAAGCACGUACUGUGGAGCCCUUUACAGGAAAACUUGGCUAACCCUGAGCUAGACCUCUGGUGCACUCGGUUCCCCGGUUAUCUUGAAGAAAAUCCUAGAGAUUAAGGACUGUUUAAAAUAAUAAAAAGUAUUUGUUUUGAGCUUUGAAGAGAAUCAUGCAGCUGAGUGGCCUUUGACUCUUCCCUGCCGCUUGGCUGGUGACGUGGCCGGGCCCUGUCGCCCCGGUGGGCCCCCAGCCCCUCAGGAAUCAGUCCUGUCCUCCCUGCUUUCCCCUGCUGGCUGGUUCCCAGAGACCUGAGGGUGCAAGGGUAUCGCGCUGGUGCCCCGGGGUGGGUGGCGGCUUCCUGAGUUAGGUCACUGGAGCGCUCCUGUCCCGGGAGGUGACUGUCACCUCCAGCUGGUCUCCGGGCCCCCCAGUCUCUGUGUGUUUUGCUGCCCCUCCUCCUGCAGAGGGGACUGUGUGUGGCGGCCUCGCGUGGUGACAGAGAGGGGCCUCCCCGGCCGCCCGUGAGGGUUUCCAGGGCCCAGUUUCCGGCUCUGCCCUGGGGAGAAGCUGGCCCACAGGCUGCGAUCCAGCUGGGGCGGCCUGUCCUCCUGUGUGUGCCUUGGCCCGUCUCUCUGGCCCCUGUGCAGCUCGCCGGAUGCUGCAGUGGGUCCUCUGGAAGGACCAACAGUUGCUGGUGCCCACCGGCCUCUCCUGGGCUGGGAUCGGGGCUCGGUGUUUUGCUCUUAACCCUAUUUGAUCCUCCUUGCAGCCCGGUUUCCAAGAAAGUCAAGACUGAGAAAUCAGAUGUGGGUGUCAGGGUCCGGGACACGCGGGCGGCUCCUCCAUCUGCAGCGUUCACUUUCGUGCUGGCUUGUCACCGGCUCCGUGUAGCCUGGAUGGGAAAUGUCGGUGGGGCUUGGUUGUUAAAGGAUGGAAGAAAGCGGGGAUUGUUCUGUGUGCCUCCCUCAAGCUCCUGGGCAGAAACUCGGUACUGAGUUCUCCAAUGUUUUGUGUAUGUGAAGUGAUUUCUUUCUUAAAGUGUGACUUUCUCACCUUUCUCCAGAUUGGGUGGCCCUUCUCUGCAGGUGGUGGGAGUCCCUGCUGGGGUGGUGUGGCCCUUGGGUGGGUCAUGGGGAGGUGAGCAUCAGGGCAGGAGUUGUCACGCUGCCACAUUGUUUUUGUACCUGAAAUAAAGCAUAUUUUGCACUUGUUACUGUAUCAUCGUGCGGACGAGAAAUCUGCAUGUGGGAUCUGGGCAUGGGUCAGAAUGCAAAUAAAACUCGUUUGUAAGAAA
Messenger RNA from Camelus dromedarius (Arabian camel), 8497 nucleotides. It is a transcript of the gene TFCP2L1, whose product is annotated as transcription factor CP2 like 1. Gene Ontology annotation, cellular component: nucleus. The record is from RefSeq and is a predicted model, not a curated record. The transcript has 15 exons. Bases 63 to 1502 code for a protein of 479 amino acids. NCBI's taxonomy places the organism in Eukaryota, Metazoa, Chordata, Mammalia, Artiodactyla, Camelidae. Gene Ontology annotation, molecular function: RNA polymerase II cis-regulatory region sequence-specific DNA binding; DNA-binding transcription activator activity, RNA polymerase II-specific. Gene Ontology annotation, biological process: regulation of transcription by RNA polymerase II.